Messenger RNA from Alosa sapidissima (American shad), 2477 nucleotides. RefSeq names its product vesicle-associated membrane protein-associated protein A-like. Gene Ontology annotation, cellular component: endoplasmic reticulum membrane; plasma membrane. NCBI's taxonomy places the organism in Eukaryota, Metazoa, Chordata, Actinopteri, Clupeiformes, Clupeidae. The coding region runs from base 166 to 1077 and encodes 303 amino acids. Gene Ontology annotation, molecular function: FFAT motif binding. The transcript is spliced from 7 exons. The record is from RefSeq and is a predicted model, not a curated record. Gene Ontology annotation, biological process: neuron projection development.
GAGUGCGCGCUCAGUCGCGCGUUCAAGUGCCUGGAUCCUUCUGCUACUCGUUCGCUCGCACACAGUAGGCUAGGCAACGUUCCGUCAGUGGCUUCAAACAGGUUUGGGAUUUCUACGCUCGCAGUGACACCCCGGAACCGUCACCUAAGCGCAUCCCUGGCAAACAUGUCCAAGUUGGAGCAGAUUCUCAUUCUUGAUCCACCGACCGAUCUUAGAUUUAAAGGUCCUUUUACAGAUGUGGUGACCACUAACCUGCGUCUAAAGAAUCCGUCCGACAGGAGAGUAUGUUUCAAGGUGAAGACCACAGCGCCGCGGCGCUACUGCGUACGACCCAACAGUGGAGUCAUAGAUGCAGGAGCCACUGUCACUAUCUCAGUAAUGCUACAGCCGUUUGACUACGAUCCCAAUGAGAAAAGUAAACACAAAUUUAUGGUGCAGACCAUCUACGUUCCAUCCAGUGGCACUGACAUGGAAGCUAUGUGGAGAGAUGUGCGGCCAGAAGACCUCAUGGACUCCAAGCUAAGAUGUGUCUUCGAUAUGCCUACCGAAAACGAUAAAGUGUGUGUGGCAGGUGAGUGUAGUGGGGCGGCUGCGGCCUCUGCGUCUUGGCCCUGUAUGACCCCGGGGGCGUUCAGUACGCCCCUGAGCGCGAGUGUGAGCGGCCGCCCCCCCUACAGCACCCCGGCGUCCAGCGCAGCAGGGGUCCGCCGACUCGGCCAGAGGUCAGAGGUCAUGCAGCUCAGGAGGCAGCAUGAGGUGGAUUUAGCUAAGCCGGCACCAGUACUGAACUCCUCGCGAGUGGAUGGCCUGAGAGGUUCCACAAUGGACGAUACGGAGAUGAGGAAACUUCUAGAAGACUGCAAGAGACUGCAGGCUGAGAUGAGCAAACUUGCUGACGAGAACCGACUACUCAGGGACGACGGUGUGAGAAUGAGGAAGCCCAUGUGGUCAGACAACGUCAUGUCCAACGCCAGCGCUCUGAUUGGCCGGGAGUCGGCUGUCAGCUCCCUCCCAUCCCUCCUCGUCGUCAUAGCAGCCAUCUUUAUCGGGUUCUUCCUGGGCAAGUUUGUGUUGUAGGUGGAUCUGAGGAUGGGACUGGGGGCUGUCUGUCUGUCUCGCAGCCUGUCCGCUAUCCCUGUCAGCCUUUGUGUGUGUGUAGGUGUGAGUGUGUUCGUGUGUGUGUGUGUGUGUGUAUGUGUGUCUGUCCGUCUUUAUGUUUGUUUGUCAGUCUGGUAUGGGAGAGGGUGGGGGAAGGGGUUUACAAGGGCUGGAGAAGCUUAUAAUUCACUCUGCCAUAUCAUUAACUGUGGUGGGGCCUGCCUGAAAGCCACACACACACACACACACACACACAGAUGACAUAUACGCGCACACACGAUACAUACACAACAUACCACAUAAUACAUGUCAUGUAUACAUAUACACAAUACGCAGAAACACACACACACACUACAUAACUUCUAUGCACAAGCAUAUGCACUACAUGGACAUUACAACUACAUAAUAAUGACACACUCUCUGCACAAGCUGUAUCGAUACACACAUACACACACUCUUUAGGUCUGGCCUGUUUUGCAAUCAGUCACACUCGUACCACUCACUGAGCAGAGAGUGGUAUUCCUCUCUCACUAUGUUUGUUUGUUUGUUUGUUUAUGGGAAGAUAGAGAGAUGAAUGCUGUCUGUGUGUUGUCCUGUGGAGGAAAAAGAGGCAGAGAGGCUCAAGGAACGAGUGAUGAACUGUCCUCUAAGUGGAAGAGAAGAGAGAGAGCGAGUGAGAGAGAGAUGAAAGUGUGUCCCUGUUCCUCUGAGUGAAGAGGUCCAUUCAGCAUUUUUUGUCUUCCUUUUCUUUUUCUCUCUUCUUGGAGUCCCUCCAUCCCUCGCUCGCGCUGGAUCUCAGUAGAGGGCGGCUGGAGGGUCAUAUGCUUUUAAUUCUUUUAAAAAUAAAUAAAUAAAUAAUAAGAAACGAUCAAAACUAAGGAGUGAAGAAAGAGUGAAGAAAAAAUGAGACGGAGAGAGCGAGAGUGAAAGAGAGAAAAGAAGGAGAGCAAAAAAGUCCUUCCCUAGAACCUCAGAGUCCGCACAGUAAUGGUUCACUUUUAACAAUUGCUUUUUUAUUACUUUUCCCCCUUUCUCACUCUUCCGCCCUCUCUCUCUCUUACUCUCUCACUCCUUGUGAGUGAGUUGUCAGGCAGACCACAGACUGAGGUGCCUCUUACAUCAUUGUUGUUUUUGUACAUCUGAUUUCUCUUCCCUAACACAACACAAGCUGUUUUAUUACUGUUAUUGUUGUUAUUAUUAUAAUUAUUAUUAUUAAUGACUCAUGCUUUUGUUUUGAUGCUGUGUCCUUACUGAGGCGUAAGGUGACUGAAUAUGAACUCUGUUCAUCUCUCCUCCUGUCCCUUGCUAUUCAACGUUUCAGAGAAAAAAGAAACAUGGAAAAAAAACAUAAAAAAGAAUAAACACCUUAAAAAACAGGA